This is a messenger RNA of Vidua macroura (Pin-tailed whydah), 2787 nucleotides long. Its product is annotated as death domain-associated protein 6-like. Gene Ontology annotation, molecular function: histone binding. NCBI's taxonomy places the organism in Eukaryota, Metazoa, Chordata, Aves, Passeriformes, Viduidae. The transcript is spliced from 8 exons. The record is from RefSeq and is a predicted model, not a curated record. Bases 34 to 2769 code for a protein of 911 amino acids.
AGGUGUGCCUAGGUGUAACUCAGCUGCAUUCAGAUGUAUCCCAGGUGUGCCCAGUUCCUGUCGCUGUGCGCGCCGCUGACGCAGGAGCACCCCGAGGUGCUGCCGUUCCUGAGCUCGCGGCACCUGCGGGCCCACCCCGACUUCCGGGGCUCGGCCGAGUUCCGGAACAUUCUGGGCCGGCUGCUGCGGCGCGUGCGGGGCCGGCGCCGCAAGGUCUACGUCUACAUCAACGAGCUCUGCACCGUGCUCAAGGCGCGCGCGCUGCGCCGCCGCCUCCCGCUGCGCGCCCCGCCCGCCGCGCUCCAGUGCCCGCCCGCUUCCCACCGGCAUUCCCACGGAGCGCCCCAGUGUCCUGACGGAGCGCCCCAGUGUGCCGUCGGAUCCUCCCAGUAUCCCGAUGGAGCGUCCCAGUGUCCCGAGGGAGCGCCCCAGUAUCCCGACGAAGCGUCCCAGCAUCCCCCCAGCUCAUCCCAGCACCCUCCCAGUUCAUCCCAACAUCCUCCCAGUUCAUCCCAGCAUCCCCCCGGUUCAUCCCAGUGCCCUCCCAGUGCCUCCCAGUGCCCGCCCGGUUCAUCCCAGCCUCCCCCCGGGGCCUCCAGUUCGUCCCAGUAUCCCGACGGAGCUGAGCCGUCCCCGUGUGCCACCAGUUCAUCCCAGUAUCCCGCCGGGGAUCCAUCCCAGUAUCCUGGAACUCCAUCCCAUUAUCCCGGUGCUUUGUCCAGCGAUGCCGGCGCUCCAUCUCAGUAUCCCAAUGGUUCAUCCCAGUGCUCCAGCACCUCGUCCCAGUAUCCCGGCGGUUCAUCCGGCGAUCCCAGUGCCUCAUCCCAGUAUCCCGGUGGCGCCUCCCACUGUCCCAGCACCUCAUCCCAGUGUCCCGGCGCUCCAUCCCAGUAUCCCGGCAGUUCGUCCGGCAACCCCAGUUCUCCAUCCCGGCAUCCCAGCGCUCCAUCCCAGCAUCCCGGCGCUCCACCCAGCAACGCCGGCGCCCCGCCGCAGCCCGGCGGCGCCUCCGAGGGCUCCCCGCGGCGCACGGGCGGCUCGCGGCGGCAGAUCCGGCACCUGGAGCACCUGCUGCGCGUCUACGCCAGCGAGAUCCGGCGGCUGCAGGAGCGCGAGCUGGACCUGGCCGAGCUGGACAGCGCCGACUCGCCGUACCUGCAGGAGAACCGCCUCAAGAGGAGGAUGAUGCGCAUCUUCCGCCGCCUCUGCCAGCUCAAGGACUGCAGCAGCCUGACGGGGCGCGUGCUGGAGCAGCGCAUCCGCUUCCGCGGCACGCGCUACCCCGAGGUGAACCGCAGCAUCGAGCGCUUCAUCAACCGGCCCGACGCCUUCCCCGACUACUCGGACAUCCUGCGCGAGAUCCGCGGCGCCAGCGCGCGCCACGGGCUGGGGCUGGGCCGGCGGCAGAUGGAGAACAUGGCCCAGGAGGCCUUCCGCGAGGUGGGCAACCGGCUGCAGGAGCGGCGCCACCUCGACCUGGUCUACAACUUCGGCAGUCACCUCACCGACCAGUACCGGCCAGGCAUGGACCCGGCGCUGUCGGACCCCGAGCUGGCGCAGCGGCUGCGGCGGAACCGGCGCCUGGCCCUGGCCCGGCUGGACGACGUCAUCGCCCGCUUCGCCCAGCGCCAGGAGCGGCACCGCGAGAGCGAGAGGAAAAGGAGAAGAGGAAGAAUUGGGGGAGGAACAGCAGGAAAAGGAGAAGGAAGUGAAGGAGGAAGAGGAGGAGGAGGAAAUCUGGGAAAAGGGGGACCCCCCCCCCUAAAAAUUCUUUAUCCACAGAGGAAGAAAGAGGAAGAGGAGGAGGAAGAGGAGGAGGAAGAAGAAGAAGAAGAUGAGGAGGAGGAGGAAGAUGAAGAGGACGAGGAAGAAGAGGAAGAAGAGGAGGAGGAGGAAGAAGGAGAAUCCUCCGAGGCUGAAGGGCGGGUGAAGGUCAAGGAGGAAGAGGAGACAGAGGAGGAGGAAGAGGAGGAGGAAGGAAGAGAAGCCACGGCAGCACAGGGUGCGGCCGAUCCGGGGGUCCCGGCGCUGCCCCUCCCCCCCCCCGCGGCCGAGGGAGGGGGGGGGGGGUCCCGGGAGGGGUCGCGAGCCCCUCCCCUCCCCCAAACCCGAACUUUUCGUGCUGGAAAUCGAAACUUUCCCGCUGGAGCCGAGCGAGACCCCUCCCCCCUCCCCCUCCCCCUCCCCUCGCCCCGCCCUGGGCGGCUCCGAGGCCACGCCCAAAACCACGCCCCCCUCCCCCCCUUCCCCUCCCCCCUUCCCGCUGGAUUUGGGGGCGCGGGGGGGCCACAAGCGCCCCUCCCCCCCCUCCCCGUGCCCCUCCCCCCCCAGGGCCGCGCUGGGGGGAGGGGCGGGCGCCGCCAUCAGCUCCACCUCCCUCAAUGGGGGAGGGGCCGCGACCCCCCCGGGACCCCCGCCCAGGAAACGGAGCCGGAUGGAGCAGCCCGGGGGGGGCAGCCUGGCGGUGCCCGGGGGGGGCUCGCAGGGGGAGGGGCCGGAUUUGGGGGGUGCCCCCCCCUCGCCCCUGCCCGACUCCACCCGCGCCGACUCCCCCGGGGGGGACCUGGUGAGCUCCUCGCAGGGGAGCCCCCCCCGGGCAGCGCCCCGCGCCUGCAAGGCCAGCGUGGGAACGCAGUGCGACCCCGAGGAGAUCAUCGUGCUCUCGGACUCGGAUUAGCCCCGCCCACCUACGAUGGCCACGCCCCCGCCCGCCAGACCCCGCCCAUUGUGCGCGCAGACCCCGCCCCUUUGGCCCCGCCCCCUCAAUAAACCCCGCCUUUUGUUUAA